AUGGAGGCAGCGACCGUGGCCCUCCCCAUUGAGUGGAUAAAGAACUGGGAGAAAUCCGGGAGAGGUAAAUUUUUGCAUUUAUGCCGGCUUCUCAGUGAAAAUAAAAGCCAUGAUAGUGCAACUUACAGAGAUUUACAGCAAGCUUUGUAUGAAUUGUCAUAUCAUGUCAUUAACAGAAAUUUAAAGCACGAACAGGCAUCAAAUGUUCUUAAGGACAUUAGUGAAUUUCGUGAGCAUAUGCCCUCCAUUCUUGCUGAUGUUUUCUGUAUAUUAGAUAUUGAGAUAAAUUGUUUAGAAGACAAAAGCAAGAGAGACUAUUUUACACAGUUGGUGUUAGCAUGUUUGUAUUUAGUUUCAGAAGUUCUAAAGGAAUGCCUACAUCCAGAAACAUUGGAAUCAUUGGGACUCAUUAAACAGUCACAGCAAUUCAAUCAAAAGUCAGUUAAAAUCAAGACAAAACUCUUCUACAAGCAGCAGAAAUUCAAUUUGUUAAGAGAAGAGAAUGAAGGAUAUGCCAAGCUGAUUGCUGAAUUGGGGAAAGAUUUAUCUGGAAAUAUUACUAGUGAUUUAAUCUUAGAAAAUAUAAAAUCUUUAAUAGGAUGCUUUAAUCUGGAUCCCAAUAGAGUUUUGGAUGUCAUUUUAGAAGUGUUUGAAUGCAGGCCAGAACACAAUGACUUCUUUAUAUCUUUAUUAGAAUCUUACAUGAGUAUGUGUGAACCGCAAACACUGUGUCAUAUUCUUGGGUUCAAAUUCAAGUUUUACCAGGAACCAAAUGGCAAGACUCCAUCGUCUUUAUAGAGAGUUGCAGCAGUACUUCUGCAAUGUAAUCUUAUUGAUUUAGAUGAUCUUUAUGUACAUCUUCUUCCAGCUGAUAAUUGCAUUAUGGAUGAACACAAACGAGAAAUUGUGGAAGCUAAGCAAAUUGUUAGAAAACUUACAAUGGUUUUAUUGUCUUCUGAAAAACUUGAUGAGCGAGAGAAAGAAAAGGAUAAAGAAGAGGAGAAAGUAGAGAAGCCACCUGACAACCAAAAACUUGGUUUGUUGGAAGCUUUGUUAAAGAUCGGUGAUUGGUAGCAUGCACAAAACAUUAUGGAUCAGAUGCCUCCAUACUAUGCAGCUUCACAUAAGCUAAUAGCUCUUGCUAUUUGCAAGCUCAUUCACAUAACUAUUGAGCCUCUCUACCGAAGAGUUGGCAUUCCUAAAGGUGCUAAAGGCUCACCUGUUAAUGCUUUGCAAAACAAGAGAGCAACAAGGCAAGCAGAGAGCUUUGAAGAUUUGAGAAGAGAUGCAUUCAGUAUGUUCUGUUACCUUGGUCCUCACCUUUCUCAUGAUCCUAUUUUAUUUGCAAAAGUGGUACGCAUAGGCAAGUCAUUUAUGAAGGAGUCUGAUGGAAGCAAACAAGAAGAUAAAGAGAAAACAGAAGUCAUCCUUAGCUGUUUGCUAAGCAUUACUGACCAGGUACUACUUCCAUCUCUUUCUUUGAUGGACUGCAAUGCUUGUAUGUCUGAGGAACUAUGGGAAAUGUUUAAAACAUUUCCUUACCAGCAUAGAUACCAUCUGUAUGGCCAGUGGAAGAAUGAAACUUAUAAGAGUCACCCACUUUUAGUAAAAGUUAAAGCUCAAACAAUAGACAGAGCCAAAUAUAUCAUGAAGAGGCUAACCAAGGAAAAUGUGAAACCUUCAGGAAGACAAAUUGGGAAGUUGAGCCACAGCAAUCCAACCAUUUUGUUUGAUUAUAUCCUGUCACAAAUACAGAAGUAUGAUAACUUAAUAACACCUGUAGUAGAUUCAUUGAAAUACCUCACUUCAUUGAAUUAUGAUGUCUUGGCCUAUUGUAUCAUUGAAGCUUUAGCUAAUCCAGAAAAGGAGAGAAUGAAGCAUGAUGACACAACUAUCUCCAGCUGGCUUCAGAGUUUGGCUAGUUUCUGUGGUGCAGUUUUUCGUAAAUAUCCAAUUGAUCUUGAGGGUCUUCUGCAGUAUGUGGCCAAUCAACUAAAGGCAGGAAAGGAAGAGAAGAAACAUCAUAAGUCCUCGGACAAGCACAGAUAUGGGUAUGGACAGACCCCUAAGCUGAAGGUCUCCCAGAGGAAGAUGCCAAAGCUCCAUGCGUCAUUCUCAGAAUGGUAUCUCCCAUCAUUAGGAGCUUCUGGUGCUGUCCAUUUAAUGGGAACCUGCUUUAAAUCAGAAGGUGAAUAUACACCACCAUCCUCUUGA
Messenger RNA from Heterocephalus glaber (naked mole-rat), 2214 nucleotides. The record is from RefSeq and is a predicted model, not a curated record. NCBI's taxonomy places the organism in Eukaryota, Metazoa, Chordata, Mammalia, Rodentia, Bathyergidae.